UCAGUGAAAACAAUGUUUACUAUGGCAGGUGGAACAUUUGGGCUGAAUGACUCUCCAUCUGUUGAGGGCCAAGAGAGAGAAACGUGGUGAUUCCUUGGCCGGGACAAGAAGGGCCUUUGAAGAAAGCAGCACCAACCUAUUGCAAUGAUUAACUGGGCUGUGGAAUGUCAGAAUUGCUCUGAUGAAAGAAUUUUGACUUCUUGCUGGCCGAGGACUGUUCUGUAGAGACUGGUUCUCUUUUCUUUGUUUUGUUUUUCUUUCCUGUUGGUUUUCCUUUUUCUUUCUUUUUUUUUUUUUAAGUUUCACUUUUGAACAGCAGACGGAGAAGUUGCCCCCGUUGGCUCAGCUGCGUGUGUCUGUGUGUGGUAAAGAGGAUGGGGUUUCUCUAGCCACCGCGCACAAUACCACCAUUGAUCAUGAGGACUCUUCGCAGGUUGAAGUUCAUGAGUUCGCCCAGCCUCAGCGAUCUGGGCAAGAGAGAGGCAGCUGCCUUGGACGAGCGGGGGACUCAGCAACAGCGGGCCUGCUCCAAUGCCACCUGGAACAGUAUCCAGAAUGGAGUCAUAGCUGUGUUUCAGAGAAAGGGGCUCGCAGACCACGAUCUUUACAAUCUCAAUGAAGGAGUCAGGCAGCUUCUGAAAACUGAGUUGGGAUCUUUUUUUACUGAAUAUUUACAGAACCAGCUGCUUACAAAAGGCAUGGUGAUCCUGAGGGAUAAGAUCCGAUUUUAUGAAGGACAGAAACUUUUGGAUACGUUGGCUGAAACCUGGGAUUUCUUUUUCAGUGAUGUCCUGCCCAUGCUGCAGGCCAUAUUCUACCCCGUGCAGGGGAAGGAGCCUCCUGUCCGUCAGCUGGCCCUGUUGCACUUCAGAAAUAUUAUAACUCUCAAUAUAAAACUGGAAGACGCGUUAUCCCGUUCCCGCGCAAGGAUUCCUCCUUCAAUUGUCCAAAUGUUACUCAUCCUACAAGGUGUUCAUGAAUCAAAAGGAGUUACUGAAGAUUACUUGAAGUUGGAAACUCUCUUGCAGAAGGUUGUUUCUCCUUACUUGGGAACGUACGGUUUGUACUCCAGUGAUGGCGCUCUCACUCACUCUUCCUGCAUUUUAGAAAAACGCUUCUUUCGGCGCUCUAAAUCGGGGGAUAUUCUUGCUAAGAAUCCAGUGGUGAGAUCCAAAAGUUACAACAACCCUUUGUUGACUCCCGUAGCCGAGUAUGAGACAGAAGGCACGAAUGCCAACAGCUCGAGCAUCCGACGACACUCGGUUUCUGAAAUGACCUCCUGCGGUGAGAUGCUGGGCUAUUCCAAUCUCACAACCAUCACAGACAAUGGAUCCAAGAGCUCCAUGCUCACCAUGAAGAUCCUGCCAGCAGGAGAACAGGAGAGGAUUUCGGCCGGUUCAAUACAAUGUGUGUCUGAUCAAUCCAAAGGACUCUUCUAUCCCACAGAGAACCCGACCAGGGCAUUUGAGUUAGGCCAGGACUCGGACUUGCUCGCCAUUGCUCCCACAGCCAGCCCUGAGAACAUAGUGGACCAGAUUUUAGAAUCGAUCGAUUCCGAUUCCGAUGGGAUUUUCAUUGAUUUUGGCCAAAACUGCUCUGGCUCCCCGGGAUACAAUAUGGAUGUGAGCAGGCAAAGCGUGGUCUGAAAGGAGUUGUGCUUUGCAAGUCCACCAGUUUUGGGUGGGUGGAGUAAGAGCUCUGCCUACUUUUCCAAGUCAGAUAAUGAGGAUGAUCUCACCCCAGAGAAAUACGGAUAACCCUGGCUUGGGAAAACGGCGGUGCCACUGAAUCUUUGUGGUCAGGUUGCAUCUGUUUAGGCUAAGUUCAUAAAGUCACACUGAGGUCCACCCAUGACCAGGCUGAGCAAUGGGUAGUGAUGGAGCUUAGGUUGUGCAUCCAGGUUGAACUGAACCACGCAGAAUAACAGGCCUGAGAUAUGGUCUGACGUUCAGCCUCCUUUAAUGUCCUUCAUAGGUGCCCCCUUCCUCCUAGGGAUGUGAUUUGCCUCCCAUCGUUGCCUUCUUUCCCAGUGUUUUUCCAGUUUGUGUGUUCAGCUCACUGCCUGGUAUCUCCUUCCUCAGAAUUCUCCUUUCGUGCAGGAGUCAGCCAACCAGAGCCAAGCAGAAGCAGGAGGUCAGUUGCCAGUUAUUCUUCCACUGGAUGCUCUUGGUGUAGAGUAGAACAUGGAUGACUCCCCCAUAAUCCCAGCAUGAUACUUUAGGACAGAAAUAGGCAGCUUUUGGCACUCAAGUGCAGCACAGGUGUUGGUGAGUGAUGAAUUGGGACUAGCUCAGGUGUACAUACCUAUAUGUAUGCACAUGCAUG
Messenger RNA from Notechis scutatus (mainland tiger snake), 2325 nucleotides. It is a transcript of the gene PRR5, whose product is annotated as proline rich 5. Gene Ontology annotation, cellular component: TORC2 complex. NCBI's taxonomy places the organism in Eukaryota, Metazoa, Chordata, Lepidosauria, Squamata, Elapidae. Gene Ontology annotation, biological process: TORC2 signaling. The record is from RefSeq and is a predicted model, not a curated record.